Molecule: messenger RNA, 1798 nt
Organism: Syzygium oleosum
Lineage: Eukaryota; Viridiplantae; Streptophyta; Magnoliopsida; Myrtales; Myrtaceae
Product: transcription factor TGA2.3-like
Exons: 11
Coding region: 104-1459 (451 amino acids)
Biological process (GO): DNA-templated transcription; regulation of DNA-templated transcription
Molecular function (GO): sequence-specific DNA binding; DNA-binding transcription factor activity
Source: RefSeq, a predicted model, not a curated record
CUGAGGCUCGGGGCGUGGGAAGAAGGGCGGAGCAAGCGCGCGUGGGGUGGGGUGGGGUGGGGUGGGAGGGGGUGGCGCUCGACAUGGUAAUCGGGUUCUGAGGAUGCCGAGCUUUGUUCCAGCGAAUCCGGCCUCCAAUUCCAUUGGUUCGGAGGGAAACAUUGUCCAGUCUACUCAAAAUACAGAUUUUGGGUCAUUUGAGCAUUCUUUUGGAUUCCGCAUAGAGGAUGCUAUCAACCUUAGCAGAACAGAUCCUGUCUUUAAUCAGAUAAAAUCGAACAGUCGAGCGCUUGGAACUGACAUUCAAGUUCGUGCUCUUAAUAAGUCUGUUGUAGCCUCAGAAACAGAUCAGUCUUCCACCGCUUCAGCCUCUCAGAGAAUACCUUUACAAAAAGAGUCACAGCGAAAUCUGGUCUCCAUACCUGGUGGUCAUUCUGAAAAUUGGGGGGAUUCAAAUAUGGCAGACACCAGUCCAAGGACUGAAACAUCAACUGAUGACACGGAUGACAGAAAUCAAAGGGAGCUUGAAGCAGGUCCAUCAGCUGCUCUGGUAGCUUCCGACUCUAGUGGUAGAUCAAAAGAAAAGCCUGCAGAUCAGAAGACAUUACGCAGACUUGCUCAAAAUCGUGAAGCUGCAAGGAAAAGCCGACUGAGGAAAAAAGCGUAUGUACAACAACUAGAGAGUAGCCGUCUGAAAUUAACCCAACUUGAACAAGAGCUCCAGAGAGCUCGCCAGCAGGGAAUUUUCAUUUCAAGUUCUGGUGAUCAGUCCCAUUCCAACAGUGGAAAUGGUGCCAUGGCUUUUGACGUAGAGUAUGCACGGUGGCUUGAGGAGCAGAACAGGCAUAUUAAUGAGCUGAGAAGUGCUGUAAAUUCGCAUGUGGGUGACACGGAACUCCGAAUAAUUGUUGACAAUGUCACGACACACUAUGAUGACAUCUACAGACUGAAAGAUACCGCAGCAAAAGCUGAUGUAUUCCACAUUUUGUCAGGAAUGUGGAAGACUCCAGCAGAGCGGUGUUUCAUGUGGAUUGGUGGCUUCCGUUCCUCUGAGCUUCUUAAGCUUCUUUUGAAUCAGCUGGAGCCUCUGACAGACCAACAACUAAUGGGCCUAUACAACCUACAGCACACAUCACAACAGGCUGAAGAUGCUCUUUCUCAGGGUAUGGAGGCAUUGCAGCAAUCUCUGGCUGAGACGCUGGCCAAUAGCCCACCUGGUUCAACUGAAUCAUCUGGUAAUGUGGCAAAUUACAUGGGACAAAUGGCGAUGGCAAUGGGGAAGCUGGGGACUUUGGAGGGCUUCCUUCGCCAGGCUGAUAAUCUGCGUCAGCAAACACUGAUACAAAUGCACCGUAUACUCACGACUCGGCAGUCAGCACGUGCUCUCCUCGCAAUACACGAUUACUUUUCGAGACUCCGGGCUCUCAGUUCUCUAUGGCUCGCAAGGCCACGGGAGUGACAGAAAAUCAAGAUUUUUGUCCUGACCGACUCCCUGUGGCCGUUAAGUUGAUGGAGGCGAAAUCAUUCCGCAGACAGCGAGUCCUUUGAUUGAAAGUGCUCCCGUUGUCGCCGCUGCUGAUCUCGAGAGGCGCGGUUUAACUCUAAUUUGGGGUGAGCAAAGUCAUGUCUCUGUAACAAAAUCAUGUGUUUGUUGUUGUAGCAUUUUUAGCUAGUGGUUGUAUAUUGUUGUAAUGCCCCCCUCUAGGACGGUUGAGCUGAUAAACUAUUCAGGUUGAAUGUUCUUAUUGAUUAGAAACAAUCCUAUUUGGCAGUGAAUAAAUAGAGGUUUCAUUGUAAA